AUUUAUAAAGGGGCACAAAAGUAAGGUUAAUACAAACAUUCAGAUAAUUCACGUCGUCAAUACUCAAUCUAAAGCGCGGGUAUAGUACUAAUCAUCAUUAAGAAGUAAGCUCUACUGUUGUCUAGGGGUUAAUAUAUUGUCCGUUGGAAAUAUAAAAGUCACUCAGAAGUCUGCAGACUUUAGCCUUUCGGGGAAAUCGCUGGGUUUCACAUGUUUUAGAGGGAUCGGUGAAAAACGGAAAAAACUUGCCCGGGUCUUUAUGAAGCCACUCCAUUAAAUCAGGGGAGCAUUGUUUCCCCGUCGUUAGUUCGAAGUCCUUCUCGGUAUUAUCAGCCACCCGCUCCCCAGGCAAAGGAGUUAGGAGUGCACGUGGCGUUGAAUGGCUUCCAGCUAUUACGGGAGCACUGAGCGAGGGUGUCCUUCUGGUGCGUCGCUGGGGUACCACCACCUGCAGUCCCCUUUUAUCUUGACUUGCAGAGUUGUAGAUGUCCAUCAAAGUAGGGUGAUGCAAUUCCCACCCCCACAUUGCCCAAGGGUGUCCAUAUCCAUGGUAGCUGUCACGUAGCAGAGACAUGCACGUCACACAGAUGCCUCUAAGAACAAUGGCCAAAACCUUUGCAUUGUCUCUCACUUCCUGGGUCCGAGACCCGAAUUAAUAGCGAUCUUGCAAUUCUCUGGAAGGAGGGGGCUGCUCCCGCCCCUUUGGCCCCUCAGAGCUGUGGUAUAUUCAUAACAGACACAUCUUUCCAAACGUGCAUAAAUUCUGUCCCUUACUAUUCUUUUAAUAGCUUCCAAGUUACUGAUGUGAAGCUCACUGGCCUAUAAUUACUGCACCGGGGUGACCAUCGAAUGCUAUUCAUUAUUGUUAAACAGUGUACUCAGGCAUUCAUCCGGCUAAUGCUAGAAUAGUUGUCUGUGCCUUUAAGUGGAGAUGGUGACGUCAUUACACACGCACGGGAUAGUGGGGAGACCAUUUUGUUUUCUGCUGCAGGAGCUGGUGGGGCUUUGGAAUUGAGUCCUCCCAGGAUGCUAGGCAUGGUGAGGAAAGAAGGUGUGGAUCUUAUCUUGCGGCUUGUCUCCAGUUACCCAUUCAAGGGACCAUCAGUUGAUGAGCGAGCCCAGCUAGUAUAGUUCCAUUGAGCUGGAAUCAAGACAAGGGCACAGCUCAGUUUCAAUUCAAUUACUCCUGGAUUUUAUCACUCCACAACACACUUCGGGCAAUUAACGUACUCUUUAACAUCUGAGAGGAAAGUGGAGCACUGGGAGGAAGCACGUGCAGAUACCGGAACAAAAAUGUGCAAACUCCACUCAAAAGGGGCACCUGCGGUGAGGAUUGAACCUGGUUCAUUGGAGCUGAGAGGCAGCCAUACAACUAUGCUAUCCCAUCUGCAUAAAUGCCAAGUCAUGGAUUGUUAUGUCCUUUAUUGUUCUUGAUUAUUUUCAUCCAUUAGUUGUAAACAGAUUAGAGGUGAAGGAGGUUGGCAGGUUCUGCCAAUUGGUUUGGAAAUAUGGCCAACCAUCUCUUUCUUCUCCAGCAUCAGGUAUGACAUUUGAAAGAAAUAAAGGAAGCUUCUGCUUAAUAUCUUACUAGAAAAAAGUAAUUUCCAUCAAUGUAGUGCUUCCUUGGUGCUGAAUUUGCUGAUUGGCAGAAAGCGGAGUAUAUUUACAAGGGGUAAUUGAUAAGUUCGUGGCCUAAGGUAGAAGGAGUCAAUUUUAGAAAACCUAGCACAUUCAUUUUUCAACAUAGUCCCCUCCUACAUUUACACACUUAGUCCAGCGGUCGUGGAGUAUACAGAUCUUGGACCUCCAGAAGGUGUCCACAGCAGGGGUGAUUGAUAAGUUUGUGGCCUACGGUAGAAGGAGAUGAGUUAUACAGCUCUCCUUACAUGCACAUGCAGUUCAACUCCUUAAGUGAUUAUGCAGAAAGUUUGAAGUUAAUAAUUCAUCAGUCAAUAACUCAUCAGGAGUUAUUAAUAAUUUCUUGGCCUAUGGUAAAAGGAGAUGAGUUAUUCAGACUUUCUGCGGGAUGAAUGUAUCAAUUGCCCCUCGUAGAAGAGAGGCGAAGAUUUGCAAUUCCCUUCCAAUAGGCUAAACUCCAAAUGAACACUCAUUUUUGAAACCAAUGGGAAAUCGUUCAUCUUAUGACCCCAGCACUCCAGAAUAUCAAAGUCAGCAAUCAAGCUGUAUUAUGCAAAUGACAUGUUUGUGCAGAUUCUGUGGACAGCUUCCUUUUCAGAGAGAACUUACUAAAUGAAGCAAACCAAAAAUGAAGGCAUUGCACUCAGCAGAAGAAACCUGCUCUUCUAACUCAAUAGCUUUCAGCAAGAUUCUGAAAAAUAUGGACCGCUUCCUAUUUUUCAGACACUGUCCAGCCAAGGCUGAUGUUGAUGAUAAAGGUCAUAAUCUCCGUUUCACUAACACAAUUUUUAACAAGCUAAGGAAAAGGAAUUUGACGUUUGAAGCAUCAGAGUCACACAAAACACAUGUAUUUAAUGGGUAUUGGUAUCCAGUAUGCUUUUGAAUAAUGGACUACCUGUAGCAGGCGCCUCAAAGCACUGACAAAGUAGCGCCAAUACAAAUUCCUCCAAGUUCUCUGGAGAAUAAGUAAAUCACUAUUAUCGUCCUCUCCUCGGCCAAGGUUCUCAGCAUCAAAAUUCUGAUUUGGCUCAGUCGUGCAAUUGGGCAGUUCAAUUUGUUUACACCCGCACAAGGACAUUCUAUUCCGAGCUCUCAGAGGAUCAUGCUACUCUGGAACUCUGUACUUCAGAAGAAAAGUUUUAGAAUAGUUAUUAAUGCAGAGACAGAUGCUUGUUAAACAAGCCAUUGAAAAAUAACCAUGAGCAGAUUGAAGUGUGAAGCUGAGGUUACAAUCAGAUCAGCAAUGAUCUUAUCGAGAGGCAGACUGGGCUAAGUGGGUCAAUUUGCAUAUUGUUUUUAAUUUAUAUGCUCAUAUCUAUAUUCAACUGAAAUCUGUCAUGGAAAAAUCCUGGGUGGACAGAAGAAAUUAUUUAGGGAUGUUCAUAAAGCCUCUUUGAAAAGUACAACAUCCUUGCUGACUCCUUGAACCCCUGGCAUGAAUACCUAAAGUGGAGAAGAAGAAUUCAGAACCCUAGCACAAGUGGUAGACGCAGUUCACCACCUCACAACUACUUAUCCACCAAACCCAUCAGCAACUUCUUCCCCAAUCUGCAGAAGAAUCUAUGGCAUCUAUAUUGGCCUUGUCGGUCAGCUCUGGAAAUGAAGAACUGGAAAUGAAACUGGUCAUCCUCAACCCCAAGGAUCUGUCCAGGAAGAGUAAAUAUACAGCACCCAAGAACACGUUCACCAUGUCCAUCAAGUCCUCCAGAGACUGUGGGAAAACCAAUUAUUUGUGAAGGUGGAGAAAUGUGAGUUCCACGUUCCUUCGGUCAGCUUCCUGGGUCAUAUCAUCGAGAGCGGGCAGGUGAGAGCAGACCCCGAGAAGAUCCGGGCACUGGAAGAAUGGCCUAGGCCCACGGCCCGCAAACAACUUCACCGAUUCCUGGGAUUUUCAAACUUCUACAGCUGAUUUAUCAGAGACUACAGUCGAGUGGUGGCCCCCCUUAGCCUACUACCCCUUUCUGUUGGGACUCUAAAGCUGACUCGGUGUUCACUGAUCUGAAGGGGCAUUUCACCACCGCUCCCCCCCGCUCCAUCUGGACCCAGCCCGUCAGUUCAUUGUCGAGGUGGACGCCUCUGACUCCGGGAUAAGAGUAGUCCUGUCCCAACGAUCAAGUUCGAACGAAAAGCUUCACCCCUGUGCCUUCUAUUCUUGCCGACUGUCCCCCGCCGAUUGGAAUUACGAUGUGGGGAAUCGGGAACUCCUGACGGUCAAACUAGCAUUGGAAGAAUGGAGGCACUGGCUGGAGGGGGCAGAACAACCGUUUGUGGUAUGGACUGAUCAUAAAAACCUGGGGUACAUUCAGACCGCCAAACGUUUGAACUCCUACCAGGCCCGUUGGGCGUAAUUUUUUGGACGGUUCAAGUUUUCCCUCACAUACCGUCCGGGGUCCAAGAACGGGAAGCCGGACGUGGUCUCCCGCCAAUACGACUCCAAGGAGGACACUUCCAGCCCAUGGACUAUCCUCCCACCAUCCUGCGUGGUUGCCCCCCUCACUUGGGAGAUCGAUUCCAAAGUAAAAGAAGCCCAACGGGAUGACCCCAACCCCGGCAAUGGACCCGGCGAUCGCCUGUAUGUGCCCGUUUCCAUCAGGUCCCAGGUUCUCCAAUGGGAGCACCCAUCUCGGUUUGCCUGCCGUCCCGGGAGUGAUCGGACCCUAGCGCUCCUGAAGAAACACUUUUGGUGGCCGUCCAUGGAGACGGAUACCCAUUCCUAUGUCUCGACAUGUUCUAUCUGUGCCCAGGGAAAAGCCUCUCAUUGGCCACCUACGGGUUUACUUCGUCCUCUACCUGUCCCUGGUCAUCCUUGCUUGCACAUCGCCCUGGACUUCGUCACCGGUCUACCCCCUUCACCGUACCCACUGUGGUAGACUGGUUCUCCAAGGCUUCAUAGCACUCUCUAAACUCCCUUCCUCUCAUGAAACUGUAGAUCUUCUCAUCUGCCACAUCUUCUGCCUCCACGGAGUCAUCACAGACAUCAUCUGUGAUCGAGGUCCCCAGUUGGUCUCACAGGUAUGGAAGGCUGUCUGUCAAGCCUUAGGUGCAUUGGUCAGCCUGUCACCUGGCUUCCACCCACAGAUGAACGGGCAGAUGGAAAGGGUCAGCCAAGACCUGGAGGCGAUGCUUCGUUGUGUAAUGGCAAACAACCCGUCGACCAAUUCAUUUCAACAGAUGCUGCUGAGUUCAUCCAGCCUUUGUACACAUUGAUUUAACCCAUCGGCCUGGAGCGACCACCUCCCAUGGGUUGAGUACGCCCACAACUCUCUGGGUGAGCUCUGCCAUUGGGAGGUCUCCAUUCCCUGGGGUACCAACCCCCCCCCCGUUCCCUGCACAAGAAGAGGUGAUUGCGGUACCAUCGGUUCAGGACCAUAUCGAUCAGUGCCUGAAGAUUUGGGAGGAGACACACACGGCCCUACUCAGAUCAGCAAAACCCAAUAAGAAGAUGGCCGACUGACACCAGAUUCCGGCGCCUGAGUACCAACCGGGGCAGAUGGUAUGGCUUUCCUCCAAGGAUAUCCCGCUCAAGAACGAGCAUAGGAAAUUCACCUCUCGCUUCCUGGGACCAUUCAAGCCUACUGAAAACUUCCUGGAGCUUAAUGAGUUUUCAACAACUUAAACCAAUGGCUUCACGAUCUUCAUAACCGCUUCCUUUAAAAUGCUUGGAUGUUUGAUCGGACUCUUUACAAGUCACAGAUAGAAGAUUAUAGGAAGGAGAGAAGAAUUUAGGUAUUGCCACGCUCUUGCAUUUACCAUCGGACAGGGAGUACAGAAAUCUGAAGUCGCAAGCCACCAGGGAUAAGAGCAUUUACUUCCCUUCAACCAUUUGGACCAACUUGCUCAACCCUAAUCACAGAAAUACCAUGACCACUUUGCAAUACAAUUGACUUCAGUUUCAUUCUAAUUGUGUUCUUUCUUGUAUAAUUUUACAUAAUUAAAGUCACAUGCCUGAAAUGCUGCUGCAAGAAACUUUUCAUUACAAUUGUGCAUCUAAGUACUUGUGCAUAUGACAAUAAUCUUUAUUUUGACUUUGAGUAAGGUUAUAGAGUCAAAAUACAGAAUUUUAUGUUGGAGCAGUGGGGAAAACUACAAUCUUUAAGUGGAGGUGUGAUGAGUAGAGCUUUGAUACAGGAUUGGGGAAAGUUGUUCUAGAUUGGUUGAAGAGUGAGUGUUGUGCUGGGAAAUGAAUAAUUUCAAAAUGGUGCAGUAUAGAGGUGAGCAUCACGUCAUACUGCAUGCCUCACUUCAAGAAAUUUAUUGGAGAGAAGAGUCGUAGAAAAAACACAAUUGGGGUGAAAUGCAGUGGUCAUUAAUGGGAUGUUGCUUGCACCAUUUAAACAUUUCCCAUUUGAUAAUGAGAAGGAAGUAAAAGCAUAUAUGUCAAUGAAAAUACUUUUAAUGUGUAAUUUUGAAACAAAUCAAACAUUGCUUUCUAACACAGAGGUCAGUGUACUUCUCGAUAGUGUCAGUGAUCAAACAUAAUCUUAUUGAUUGACAGAUAUGUCACUAUUAGCCAAGUGGCCAACUCUUGCUUUUAUUUCCUAUAUUUUCAACAAAUUUGCUUGUAUGUCUGUAUUUUAAAAAAUCAUACAAUUUCAGCAAGUUGCAGUGCUCUAUAGUCAAGCUCCCCCCAACUAAUGGGAAAGAUCUUGUUUUGUGACUAAAAAUCUAUGUGCAAAUUCUUUCUAUCAAAAUCUGAGUCUGGGAGAGCUUGACAGAGAUAGACAGACAGACAUACUUUAUUGAUCCCGAGGGGAAAUUGGGGUUCGUUACAGUCACACCAACCAAGAAUAGUGUAGAAAUAUAGUGAUAUAAAACCAUAAAUAAUUAAAUAAUAAUAAGUUAAUCAUGCCAAGUGGAAAUUAGUCCAGGACCAGCCUAUUGGCUCAGGGUGUCUGACACUCUGAGGGAGGAGUUGUAAAGUUUGAUGGCCACAGGCAGGAAUGACUUCCUAUGACACUCAGUGUUACAUCUCGGUGGAAUGAGUCUCUGGCUGAAUGUACUCCUGUGCCUAACCAGUACAUUAUGGAGUGGAUGGAAGACAUUGUCCAAGAUGGCAUGCAACUUGGACAGCAUCCUCUUUUCAGACAUCACCGUCAGAGAGUCCAGUUCCACCCACACAAUAUCACUGGCCUUACGAAAGAGAUUGUUGAUUCUGUUGGUGUCUGCUACCCUCAGCCUGCUGCCCCAGCACACAACAGCAAAUAUGAUAGCACUGGCCACCACAGACUCAUAGAACAUCCUCAGCAUCGUCCAGCAGAUGUUAAAGGACCUCAUUCUCCUCAGGAAAUAUAGAUGGCUCUGACCCUUCUUGUAGACAGCCUCAGUGUCCUUUGACCAGUCCAGUUUAUUGUCAAUCCAUAUCCCCAGGUAUUUGAAAUCCUCCACCAUGUCCACACUGACCCCUUGGAUAGAAACAGGGGUCACCGGUGCCUUAGUUGUCCUCAGGUCCACCACCAGCUCCUUAGUCUUUUUCACUUUAAGCUGCAGAUGAUUUUGCUCACACCACGUGACAAAGUUUCCCACCGUAGCCCUGUAUUCAGCCUCACCUCCCUUGCUGAUGCAUCCAACUAUGGCGGAGUCAUCGGAAAACUUCUGAAGAUGGCAAGACUCUGUGAAGUAGUUGAAGUCUGAGGUGUAGAUGGUGAAGAGAAAGGGAGACAGGACAGUCCCCUGUGGAGCCCCAGUGCUGCUGACCACUCUGUCUGAUACACAGUGUUGCAAGUGCACAUACUGUGGUCUGCCAGUCAGAUAUUUAAUACAAUAUUUAAUACAAUAAGUCUGUUAUAUGUAUUGUGGCUGAAAUACCAGAGAGCUAGAGCAUGGAAACAGGACUUUCACCUCAGUAAGUCCUAGCUGACCAGAAAGCAACAAUUUUCACAGUAACUCAUGUGAUUCUCUCACGUUCUCACCAACCCACUCCUCACCCCCUCCCAAAUGUCACCACUCACCUACACUCGGGGGUAAUUUAUAGUGGACAAUUAACUUUAUAGUGCCCAUCGAGCCACUCUAAAGUACUGUAAUAUUGGACAUCAUUUCACCUCUAACAUUGCAGAUGAGCUAAUACAAACGAAGUAUUAAAUGACUGAAACCUGAAUUCAAACGAUGCUCUUUUCCACUGUGGCUCCCUGAAGAAACCUGUAUUAAAGUCAACCAUGCAUGACAGAAAAAUCACUGGAUGGCGACUUUCAAUUAGUUUUAAUAACUAUGAAAGACCCUGCUGUCUCUUAUCAGUUCGUUUGGUUCGAUAGUUCACAGACUUUAAUACAAAUGCAAGUUUAGAAGGAAAGGAAAACAAUAAAUACUAGGCCAUACGGGAUCACUAACUAAAACUCUCAAAUAGCAAAUGAUGGCAAAACUGCGGCUGAAAGAAAUAAUGAAAUAUAGAAUGAAUACUGCUAGUCUUCAGCGUCAGUUGACUCGACAGUCCAAUUGAUCAGGCAAGGUUGAGUGCAAGCGCACAGUGGAACAGUGCUGUGCUUUGCUCAAGUCCCAACAUGCACUACAAUGAAAAGAAUGGAGUUGAAUACUGUUAUGUCCUCAGCCCCCUCCUUUGUGAGAAUCGCAAGAGCACUAGUUGAGGGGGGGUCAGUAGGCCCAGGAAUUGGGAAAGAGAGAGAUGUGCCAAAUACCGCGUUCCACCGGGAUGCAAAACAAGGUGACGUUGACUAUUGUCUCAUGGAGACCACGUGUAAAGCCCUCGGGCAAAGUGGGCUGGUUGAGAGAGAGAUUGCAUCAUCCCAACCUGAUUGACACCUGCGACCCUGUGAGGAAGUAUAAAGGAGGGUCUGGGGGGGGCAACCCCUUCAGACGCACCAAGAAGACACGAUAGCGAUCCCGUCGUAGCGGGAAGCCAUUUUGAAGGAAGCCACGUGCGUUAGAUUCCAGGCCUGGAGUCUGUAGCUGGAAUCACGGAAAACCGCUUUUAACUAACAUCGGGGGGAGCCCGCUCCCCUGAUUCAACGGAUUAGCUUCACAAAGACCCGAGCAAGUUUUCCUUUUCUCACCAAUCUCUCUCUCUCUUCAACACGUGACACCCAGCGAUUCCCAAAAGGCUGAAGCCUGCAGACUUCUGAGUGACUUUUAUAUUUCCAAUGGACAAUAUAUUAUCCCCUACAGUAGAGCUUAUUUCUUAAUGAUGAUUAUUACUAUACCCACGCUUUAGAUUGAGUAUUGAUGACGUAUAUUAUCUGAAUGUUUGUAUUAACCUUACUUUUGUGCCCCUUUAUAAAUAAAAACGGUUGAAAAUAGUGCCAUCAGACUUCAACGGACCUCUCUAUCUUUGCUGGUAAAUGAUCCAGUUACGGGAUACAUAACAAUACUGUCACAAUGAAAUAAUAAUUAGCUGAUACGUGCACAUUGACGAGCGCAGUUGCUGAAUCUGCUGCAUUGCCGAACCAGUGAUUGUGACGCCUCUGUAUUAGGGCGCUGAUUUAGCCACUUGACUCACUUUGUUUGUUCCAACUUUCCAGUUAUGAAAGGUUCCAAUCUUUUAGCUGGUGUUCACUUCCUCCCAUCUUUCGCUACAACAUCUUCAGAAGAGAAAGUAUAUUCGAGCUGCAUGGAAUCCAGUGUGAAAGACAAGUAUAAGAUUUAGAGCAUGAGAAAGAGAAUUUCAGAGGCAAAUAUAGCAUGAGCCAGUUAAAACUUUGUGUAGGGUUCUCAGAUUAUUUACUAUAAUGUUAACUGCAUAUAUAAAAUGGCUUUCUGUUUCUGAUAAAGUAAUGCUCUGUUUGGUUGAAAUGUUUGGGUUAUAAUUAUUGAUAACGGAGGAACAAACCAAUGUUGUUCUAUCUGUAUGUGUGGGAACUAGGAGUCUGUGGCGGUCUUUUCGGGAGGAGAACCGAAGAGGAAGGACGUGCUGAACUGGACACGCUCUAGUCGACCACCGAGGUUGGUCUCAGGCAGCAGGUUGAGGAGGUCGGAGAAGAUCAAAUGCAGACGGAAGACUUCGAUAAUUGAGCUCCAACGGUUGUGCACAAACUGAUUGAACUUUGAUAAGUUUUGGUGCCCUUUUCUUUCUUUUUAUAUUGUAUUGCUAUUAAUUACCUAGUUCUAGUAAGAGUUAUAAAGUGUAAUCUGUAAAGUGUACAUUGUGCGCUGUCUGAUAUUGUAUGUGUGAUUUUGUUCCUGUGUACAUUACACUGCGUCUGCGCAAAUGGGAGACACGAUUUGGGUGGGUGAACGGCUUUUCCCCUAGACCGGGGGUCGGCAACCUGUGGCUCCCGAGCCAUUUGUGGCUCUUUCACCUCUGUGCUGCGGCUCCCUGUGGCUUUGGGAAAUAACUGGUCAGUAUUUAAUUAAAAUGUAUUUUAUGUUAGUUUGUUAGCUUUUGAAAUGUAAUUCUAAAUUUGAAGAUUAUGGUGAUCUUGUACAAUCUAAGUGUGGCGACACAUUUCCUGGCACAUCCGAAAUGGCUCACAAUUAGCCAGCAUUCAGGCUAAGGGAGAUAGCCUACGGGGGUUUGUGAGUACGUGUCUUUUGCAGCAUCUGCGUCCAUGGGGGCUGGGUUGAGGGAGGCUUAAAAGCAAGGCUGUUUAGUUCGAAUAAAGUUAUUCGACUGCAGUUUACUGACUGCGUGAGCACACCGCUACAACGUGUUUUUAUCGCUAUUAAUAUACGUCACCACUGCCAAUACCUGACACCCGCCAGUGCGCGAUUUCUUUAAUUUUUCGAUCCAAGGUAAGCCAACUAUGGAGAAUUCUAAAAAAAGAAAAGUGACUGAAGAAAACAGAACGUUUAAUGAUACGUGGACAGAUUCAUUUGCUUUCACUGUUGACGAGACUGGUUUACCGGUAUGCUUAAUAUGCAAUGAGAAACUAGCAAACAACAAAAAGUCAAAUGUCGCAAGGCAUUUCCAGAAUAAACACACAGCCUUUGCUCAAAAAUAUCCGGAUGGAGAUGAGAGAAAAAAAGCCGUUUCGGAACUGAUGCGGAAGGUUGAUCUGAGCAAAAAUCAUUUCCAGAAAUGGAUGAAGUCUGGAAAAUCAACGACAUACGUCAGUUAUAUUGCCGCUCAGGAAAUAGUCAGGCACGGGAAGCAGUUUACAGAUGGUGAAUAUAUAAAAGAAUCUUUCAUUAAGAUUUCAGAACAUCUAUUCACGGACUUUAAAAACAAGAGUGAAAUUGUGCAGAAAAUCAGGGAUAUGCCCCUCUCUGCAAAGACUGUCAAAGACAGAACCAUAAAAAUGGCAGAAGACAUCACAAGACAGCAAAUUAAAGACAUCAAUUCAGCUGUGGCCUACUCGAUUGCCUGUGACGAGUCUAAAGACAAAGGUGAUAUUGAACAAAUAGCGUUGUUCUGCCGGUAUGUAAACUCUGCCGGGCCACAGGAAGAACUGAUUGAGUUGAUACCUCUAAAAGACCAAACACGGGGGGAGGACAUCUGUGAGGCUGUCUUGAAUUGUUUAAGAGCCAAAGGAAUAAAGACCACCCAUCUGGUGUCAGUAGCUACUGAUGGGGCACCGAAUAUGACGGGAACGCACAAGGGAUUUGUGGCUUUACUGCAGAAGUCGCUGGACAGAAAGCUGCUGACUUUUCACUGCAUCUUGCACCAAGAGGCACUGUGCGCUCAAACAUUUCCUCCGGAAUGCACAGAAGUAAUGGAUGUUGUCAUUCAGAUUGUCAAUAAAAUAAUGGCAAAAAGUUUAAAUCACCGUCAAUUCCGUUUGUUACUGGACGAGCUGGAAAGCGCAUAUUCUGAUCUCCUGCUGCACAACAAAAUCCGGUGGCUGUCCAAAGGGGAGGUGCUGAAGCGAUUUGUCGCGUGUCUGGAAGAAGUGAAAACUUUCCUGGGCAGCAAAGGGCUCAACUUUCCUGAGCUGGAACAGCCAGAGUGGCUGGAAAAGCUACACUUCAUGGUAGACAUGACAGCGCACCUGAACACGCUGAACACAGCUCUUCAACGGGGUAAGGACGUACAGCCCUGCACAUGUUGGAGGAUGUUUUGGCAUUCGAGCGCAAGUUGACGUUGCUUGCCAGAGAUUUACAGAAAGGCACAUUGUCUCACUUCUCCAAUUUGAGAGAGUUCAAACAAGGUCACGACACGAUAAAUUCGGAGUAUUUACAUUCUGCAAUCAUCGCAAUGCAAACAUCGUUUGGGAAACGCUUCUGUGAGUUCAGAGAGGAAAAAAACACAUUAUCCUUCCCGGUCACUCCCCUAAGCAUCGAUCCAUCCCUACUAAAUACGACUGCAUUGUCAGGUGUGAGUCAACCUGAACAAGUAUGAUAAAUAUUUUAAUUGCCUAUUAUUUUACGUAUAUUCAUAUGUUUUCAUUGUUCAGUGAAAUAGUCCUUUUAUUUUUCAGGUUGACAGCUGGCUGACGUUAUUUUUGGUUUGCUGCUGGCGGCAAAUUUAAGUUUGGCGUUUUUCAUAAAUACAAGAAGGACUCAAAUAGACGUUGAGUAUUUUACUUAAAAGUAACCUUCAACCCAACGUCUUUUUUUCGGAGUUCAAAAUGUUUUUGUUGCAUGCAGAAAUGUAAUUUCAUUUUCUCUGCAGGAGUUCAUCAAUUUCAUAAAUGCAACACAUUAUAGUUUGUUUAUACAUAGCAUAAAGGCAAAACAAAACGUUGUAUGCAGUGUUAUUUCAUUUUAAAUGUCAAGCGGGUUUUGCGGCUCCCAGUGUUUUCUUUUCUGUGGGAAACGGGUCCAAGUGGCUCUUUCAGUGGUAAAGGUUGCUGACCCCUGCCCUAGACAAACACACACCGAUAGCCCCAAGCGUUACAUUUGUUUAUGAGCAAUGUACUAGCUUGUACAAAGAAUGAUACAAGAAGUAUUAAUGACUUACAUACGAUAAAUGAUUGUGAACUAUAUUGUGAGUGUGAUC
Molecule: messenger RNA, 12463 nt
Organism: Hypanus sabinus (Atlantic stingray)
Lineage: Eukaryota; Metazoa; Chordata; Chondrichthyes; Myliobatiformes; Dasyatidae
Product: general transcription factor II-I repeat domain-containing protein 2-like
Exons: 7
Coding region: 10329-11603 (424 amino acids)
Source: RefSeq, a predicted model, not a curated record